This is a messenger RNA of Dictyostelium discoideum AX4, 540 nucleotides long. RefSeq names its product acid phosphatase 1 (gene acp1). The coding region runs from base 1 to 540 and encodes 179 amino acids. Gene Ontology annotation, cellular component: cytoplasm. The transcript is spliced from 3 exons. The record is from RefSeq and is a predicted model, not a curated record. NCBI's taxonomy places the organism in Eukaryota, Evosea, Eumycetozoa, Dictyosteliales, Dictyosteliaceae. Gene Ontology annotation, molecular function: acid phosphatase activity; protein tyrosine phosphatase activity.
AUGUCUGCAGACUCUAAAAAUCAAAAGAAAGUUCUUUUUGUUUGCUUAGGAAAUAUUUGUCGUUCCACUAUGGCAGAGAUUGUGCUCAGAGGACUUGUCCAUUCAAGAGGAAUUUUAGAUGAUUUUCAAAUUGAUAGUGCAGGUACUUCUUCUUAUCAUAUUGGAGAUACUCCUGACCCAAGAACAGUUCAAUCAUGUAAUCAAAAUAUGGGCAGGGCAAUAUCAGAGGAAUCAUUGAAACACUUUAAAUCGAUUCCUUUACAUAGAGCAAGACAAUUUACAGAUGAAGAUUUUAGUAAAUUUGAUUAUAUCUUUGCAAUGGAUGAAUCCAAUUUAUCAAACAUUAAAAAAGUGUUGAAACACUCCACCACAAAGGAUAAUCAUAUUGCAACCAUUAAAAGAUUAGGUGAAUAUCACACACAUAAAAAAAUUAAUGUAGAAGAUCCUUACUAUGGUGAUAUGUCAAAUUUUAAUAUUUGUUUCAAUCAUGUUCACGAUUGUUUGGUAAAUUUUUUGAAAGAAAUAGAAUCUUUAAAUUAA